AUGGGUGUUGAUGUCGAUGUUGGGCCAACUACUGAGCAUAUAAAAGCAGCAUUUGGGAGAUGCGAGGAGUGGUCUCGGGAGGAUCACAUGCGGAUCGGUUACCUUGCCAUCUUCACUGGAUUCAUUGAAGAGAGAAAGUACUCAACCGCUACACAGGCUAGUCUUUCAAGGCUAGUGAUUGAUUUAGAAAGAUUUGAGAAUUAUCCUUGGGGGAGAGUGGCGUUUAAGGUACUGUUGGAGUCUGUGAAGGGUGUAAAUUUGGAUUCAAAUUCAUACACUGUUGAUGGGUUUGUUCAAGUUCUCCAGACUAGCGUGAUCAACUUCGUCCAUAAGGACUAUGCUGAGAUGUUUCCACGAUGGGACUUUGAUGUGGAAGACCCGGCCGCGGAGAACAUUAUUAAAGUCAUGUUUAAUGCGAAAGCUAAUUGGAAGUGGACCAUGGAUUGCUGGGAAGUCACCAGUACUAACCCGAGAGUGAAGAAGGAAGUGAGUGCAGUGGAGACAGAUAGUGGUGUGAAGAAAGAAAGUGCAAGACCUCGGAAGAAAGCUCGUAAAGAGGCUUCUGUUGAGGCUAGUAAAGUGUCUUCUGUAGGGUUUUCAAAGUCAGAUGCUUCUACGUCUGUUGGUGGGAUGACCAAGGAGCAGAUUGAAAAAAGCUUCAAGGACAUAGCUGAUGUCAUGAGGGAUGGGUUUGGGAUGUGCCUGAAGGAGAUCAAGUUGCUGGGGGAUAGGAUGGAAGUUGUGGAGAAGAAGGUGGGAAUCACCAAAAAAGGGACUGCAUCUAAUGAACUUCAAAUCACAACUUCAAAUCCGGAAAAGCGUGGGCACGAACCCGAGAGUGAAAGUGUGAAUGGGGCGAAAGCAGGACAGAAUGACCCCCAGGAACCGAGUUCCUCGAAAGACCUGAGUCUUGUGAUAGCAAAUGAGCUCGAGGAGAAACCUCCAGAACAGAGUGGUGAACCUAGCCUUCUUGUAUUGGACAAAGAAGUACCCACUGAUUCAGAUUUACAGAAGGGGGAAACUAGAAGGCAGAUAAAGAGGAAUGCUGCUAUGGUACAUGUCUGUGGAAAGAGUGAGCGAGCAAGGAAACUUGCUGCCCCACAGCAAACUCCUUUUAAGGGAAACAACACUGCCAAAGUGAUCAUUCCAAACAAAAGGGUUGGCCAAGGCUAUGAUCCUUUUGCACCCUUUGACAAGAAGAUGUCGAAGGUGCUCACUGACUGGGUGAAACUUGAUCCGUAA
This is a messenger RNA of Brassica napus (rape), 1242 nucleotides long. RefSeq lists its product as uncharacterized. Bases 1 to 1242 code for a protein of 413 amino acids. NCBI's taxonomy places the organism in Eukaryota, Viridiplantae, Streptophyta, Magnoliopsida, Brassicales, Brassicaceae. The transcript has 3 exons. The record is from RefSeq and is a predicted model, not a curated record.